UCCUGUGGGGAGAGGUCUUUGCAGGUUGGACCUUGUGGAGGACAAACCUGAGUGUCCCAGCACACCAGCCUGCUAGACUGAGGGAGGAAGGUCGCUGACCUGCUAGACCGAGGGAGGAAGGGUAGCAUGAGCAGCCAGUCAGGGAUCGGGCACCACGGAGAAGCCCACUGUGGCCCCGUCUGCGUUUAGGGGCUGGGGACAGGGUGAUGUGGCAGGGCCCCGGCUGGCAGAGCUGCUCCAGGCCUUAGGUGCUUCUGGCGCCGACAGGUCUCUUUGUGAGGAGGGGGCUUGCCAGCGUAAAAUGUCUAACUCGAAUGAUGCUGGGUUAUGUGUCUUUCAGCUGACGACAGCAGUGACCAGUGCCUUUUUACUUGCAAAAGUGAUCCUCUCAAAGCUUUUCUCUCAAGGGGCUUUUGGCUACGUGCUCCCCAUCAUUUCGUUCCUCCUUGCCUGGAUUGAGACGUGGUUCCUGGAUUUCAAAGUGUUACCUCAAGAGGCGGAAGAGGAAAACAGACUCCUGAUAGUUCAGGAUGCUUCGGAGAGGGCGGCACUCAUACCUGGAGGUCUUUAUGAUGGUCAGUUUUAUUCUCCUCCUGAAUCUGAAGCAGACCUGCUCUCCGAGCACGGGAAAGAAGGCUGUCCCACUGCACCCCCACCCUCUGGCUCCUGGGAGAACAUUCUCUGCAUUUCCUAG
Molecule: messenger RNA, 694 nt
Organism: Prionailurus viverrinus (fishing cat)
Lineage: Eukaryota; Metazoa; Chordata; Mammalia; Carnivora; Felidae
Product: STARD3 N-terminal-like protein
Exons: 4
Coding region: 302-694 (130 amino acids)
Source: RefSeq, a predicted model, not a curated record